Molecule: messenger RNA, 2625 nt
Organism: Coffea eugenioides
Lineage: Eukaryota; Viridiplantae; Streptophyta; Magnoliopsida; Gentianales; Rubiaceae
Exons: 2
Coding region: 1-2625 (874 amino acids)
Molecular function (GO): zinc ion binding
Source: RefSeq, a predicted model, not a curated record
AUGACAUUGCGGAAGAAAGAGCUCCACAUUUGUCCACCCCCAAAUUACGAAACGGGCAGCACAUUUAUUACAUUAAGAUGUCACCAUGGAGGCCUCAUUUCAUAUACUCCUGAUCCCCAUUACGAAGGUGGAGAUUUGUGUGUGUUUGACUAUGUUGAGAGUAUAGGUCUAAGUGUUUUUGAAGUGGAUAGAUUAACUGAGAGUGCUGGUGUAUAUGGUCAUAAGGUGUACUAUGGUUGGGAAAAUAACACCUUUAGGAGGAUAGACAGCAGUAGGGAGUUAAAUGGUUAUGUUAAGGGGGAGGUUGGACCAACUAAGGAAGUUAACUUAUAUCUUGAAGUAUCUUUUCAUGAAAUUCUAGUGCAACAACUUGGUUAUGAUCCGUAUGAGGUAGAUGAGACAGAAAAUGAACUCCAAAAUGGUGAUGGUAACAAUAAUAUUAGGGAUGAAGGUCAAGGAAGGUGUGCUGCUAAUAAUUGUGAUAAUGAUUCUGACGCAAGUGAUGAGACUUUUUUUUCAGCUAUUGAUUCAGAUUAUGAAAUAGGUGAUGAUGCUGAUGAUGGUAUAUUUCAUGAUAAUGUUGACAAAAAUGCUGAAUGGUUGGGAGUAGAUAAUCACAGGAAAGAAAAUGUGGUUCCUGAUCCUUUGAAUGAAGCAGAGGUGGUUCCUGAUUCUGAUGAAACAGAACAGGUUCCUGAUUCUGAAUCUGAUUUUGAAAGCAUUCAUGAGUCUGAUGAUGAAGAGUCUAAAUUGAGGUCUCGUACUUUUGAUCCUAAGCAUAUUGACAAUCCAAAAUUAGAGCUGUAUAUGUCCUUCACAAGUCUGAAACUUUUCAAGACUGCUGUACAUAAUUAUAGUGUGAAACAAGGCAGGCCUUGUAAGUUUGUGAAACAAGAUAGAGUGAGGGUGAGGGCUAGAUGCAGAAAUAGUGAAUGUAAUUGGGUUAUAUAUGCUAGAAAAUUAAGUGGGGAUGGAACUAUUCAAAUAAGAACAUUUGAAGAUAAUCACACAUGUGGUUUUACAUAUGAUAAUCCUCUUGUGCAUUCUGGAUGGGUAGCUAAGAAGUACUGUGAAGAGUUUAGGUGUAAUCCUAAAUUAGAUUUGGAGCAUUUUAGGAAGACAGUAAUGAAAGAAAAUAGGUGCUCCUUCACAAAAAAUCAAACAUAUAGGACAAGGAGAAAAGCAAUGAAAAUUGUUCAGGGCAGUGAAAAGGACCAGUACAGCAAAUUAGGAGUUUAUAUGCAUGAAAUUCUAAGAUCCAACCCUGGUAGCACUGUUAUAAUGAAAACUGUUGAUGGCUUUAGAGACUCAAAAACAGGGAAAGGCAGAUUUGAGAGGCUGUACAUUUGUUUUGCUGGAGUGAAGCAUGGUUUCCUAACUGGAUGUAGGCAAUUUAUUGGAGUAGAUGGUACUUUUUUGAAAGGAUCAGUAGGAGGAGUUUUGCUAGCAGCUGUUGGAGUUGAUGCUAAUAAUGGCAUUUUUCCAAUAGCAUAUGCUGCAGCAGAGGGUGAAAGUAAGGACUCAUGGUGCUGGUUCUUCAAACUAUUGAAAGAAGAUUUGAAGAUUGAAAAGGAUUAUGAGUGGACAAUAAUGAGUGACAAACAAAAAGGUCUAAUUGAAGCAUGUGAUAUGAUUUUUCCAAAUGCAGCCCACAGAUUUUGUGUGAAACACUUGCACAAUAACUUUUCAUCUGCUGGUUUCAAAGGAGAAGGUUUGAGGAGAGCGUUAUGGACUGUUGCCAAAGCAACAACACCAGCUCAAUUCAGUAGCAGAAUGGAAGCAAUGGCUGAAAUUGAUAUAGAGGCAGCCAGGUGGUUUGAUGGCAAACCACCAAGUCAAUGGAGCAGAGCUUAUUUUAGCACUCAUCCUAAAUGUGCUAUGUUAUUGAAUAAUAUCUGUGAGUGCUUCAACAGCAAAAUUCUUGAUGCUAGGGAGAAGCCAAUAAUUGAAAUGUUUGAAACAAUACGGUUGUACAUGAUGCAGAGAAUGCAAAAAAAUAGGGAUCUGGCCAAAGAGAAGUGGCAGACUUAUCCUUAUUGCCCCAGAAUUCUUCACAUUAUGCAGAAAAAUGUAGAUAGAGCACCUGACUGUUUUCCAUUCAAGUCAAAUGAUGAUCUUUAUGAAGUCAGUUGCCCAUAUGGUGACCAAUAUGCAGUGAACAUCAAGGAGCAAACAUGCUCUUGCAGAAAAUGGGAAUUAACAGGUAUUCCCUGUCCCCAUGCCAUUGCUGCAUUGUGGAUGGCUAAAAAGGAUCCUCUGCUAUAUGUUUCAAAAUGGUAUACAGUGGAGACAUAUAUGAAGUGCUAUGAAGGAUCAGUGUGUCCCAUGAAUGGAGAAAGUGAAUGGGGGCUUACUGAUGUUGGUGAAGGUCCUUUACCACCCUUAUAUGGGAGAGCACCUGGAAGGCCUAAAAAGCUGAGAAGGAGAAGUGCAGAGGAGGUUCAACAAGCCAAGGAAAAAACUAAGAAGAAGGUGACAAGAGUGGGACAGAUUAACAAGUGUAGAUACUGUCAUCAAAGGGGACAUAAUAUGAGGUCCUGCAAGCUUCUCAAAGAUGCUCAAGAUCCUGCAGUUGCAGAAACUGAUAUUAGUUCAAGCCAAGUUGCUGCUUCUACCAACAUGUAA